CUGCCUUUCACCUCUGCUCGCCGGGGAACGUGGAGCCGGGAGCCAGCUGAGCAGCGAGAGACGCCGCCGGGGUCCCUGCGGUUCCAUGCGGGCGGGCGCUGCCUGCGGGCCGCUGCCGGGCUGGGUGCGGGGCGGGCGGGCCGCUAUGGAACGCUGGUGAGCGCCCGCCUUCGGCCCCCAAGAGCCCGCUCCGUGCCCGCCCCGCCGCCCCCGGCCAUGGCCCCCAUGGGGAUCCGCCUCUCCCCGCUGGGGGUGGCCGUGUUCUGUCUGCUGGGCCUCGGCGUCCUCUACCACCUCUACUCCGGCUUCCUGGCCGGCCGCCUCGCCCUCUUCGUGCUGGGCGACUCGGCGGAGCGGGCCGGGGGCGGACCCGACGUUCCUCCGGGCCCCUUGCCCGAGGGCACCGUGGACCUGCGGGAGCUGCUUGCCGCGUCCGUGCUGGCCGCCGUCAAGGGGGGUGAGGAGGUGAAGCGCGUCCGGGAAAGCAACGUCCUCAACGAGAAGGCGAAGGGCAAGACCCGCGAGGGGGCCGAGGAGAAGAUGACUAGCGGGGACGUGCUGUCCAACCGCAAGAUGUUCUACCUGCUCAAGAACACCUUCCCCAGCGUGCAGAUAAAUACUGAAGAACAUGUUGAUGCACCUGAUGAGAUAAUUUUCUGGGAUCGCAGUAUUCCUGAAGACAUAAAGGAAAAAAUACAGCCUAAAAAGGUCCCAGCAGAAAGUGUGACAGUGUGGAUCGAUCCAUUAGAUGCCACGCAUGAAUACACAGAGGAUCUUCGACAAUAUGUCACUACUAUGGUGUGUGUGGCUGUGAAUGGUGAACCAGUAAUAGGAGUAAUACACAAGCCUUUCUCAGCAUAUACAGCGUGGGCAAUGGUGGAUGGUGGGUCAAAUGUAAAAGCUCGUUCCUCCUACAGUGAGAGAACUCCAAGAAUUAUUGUGUCCCGCUCUCAUGCAGGAAAAGUAGAACAGAUAGCACGGCAAACAUUUGGAAAUAAAACUGUGAUCAUUCCGGCAGGUGGAGCAGGCUAUAAAGUUUUAGCCCUCCUUGAUGUGCCAGACAAGAAACAAGAAAAAGCUGAUGUAUAUAUUCAUGUGACAUACAUCAAGAAAUGGGAUAUAUGUGCCGGGAAUGCCGUGCUGAAAGCAUUGGGUGGUCAUAUGACUACCCUGACUGGUGAAGAAAUCAGUUAUACUGGUUCAGAUGGCAAUGAGGGGGGACUCCUAGCCAGUAUCAAUGUGGAUCAUCAAGCGUUGGUUGACAAACUCCCAGAUCUGGAGAAGGCAUCACAUAAACAAACAUAACUGCUGAGGAGUACACAUAUGGUUCUGCAGCCUCAAAAUAUUCAGCCUAAGGAAACAGGCAUGAGAAGAGCCUGCUACGGGACUAGGCACUGAGAGUCAAGGCCACUCAGUGUUUUUUGGGGGACUACAUAUAGCAUCGGGCUUCUUCAUUGGUGGUGGUUACAAAUUCAGAAUUAGGAAGGCAACUGAACUGUCUCAUGCCAUCUUUUAUCUUUUGAGACGUUUCCAUACAGUUAUACUCAAGGUGCAUAUACAGUAUAUAUUUUGUGAAUAUAGGCAAACUAAAAGAAAAUCCAGAUGGGUACUUAUAAUAGUCUAAGUGGUACUUUUCAUAUGGAUUCUUGGAACACAUCACAUUGUUACAGUAUUGUAGCCGCCCCAUCUUGAAUCAGGUAGAAGAAAGGAUUGAUUUAUGUAGUCACUUGAUAAUCCAUCUAGCAGGAAAUCUAUGACCAUGUGUUCAAUAUUCCCUUGGAUAAAAAGCACAAGUUGCAGACACAUUUGUGUCUGCUUUCAACAGUUCCUCUGACAGAACAGUAUUUUUGAAUGAUCAGACAUGUUCUGUACUAGUUUGCUCAUAUUUUUUCUGAAAACUUAAACCAGUUUAAUUCACAUGAGAAAAUCAUGAAUAUUGGUGGUUUAUUAAUCAGUGUAAUUAUUUCUGUAUAUCUUUUAAAAAGAAAAUAAGUGAUUCCUUGUGUGGGUUUUUAACAAACUCUUGUUCUUGAUUUCCGUUUGCAAUGUUAAAGGUGCAUGCUAGAUUUUUCUCUAAUGUGAGAUUAGUUCAAUGUUUGUCCCUGUAGAAGCAGCCUCCUUUUCCUUUAAUGUCUUUUUGUUCACUAAGUUACUUAGCAAACACAUACGACAGUGUUGUUGGCAACAGUAAGUAGGUGGUUUAGCUUACAAUAUGGAUUUAAACUAGCAGUUUUUUAGAAUUCCAAAAUUAACUUGCUGGCUUCUUAAAGGUUGUCUUGUAUGAAUUCCCUUCAAAAGAUGUACUCUUUCCUUCUUCGCUGUAAGCGCUCUAAUUCUGAACAGUCUCUGGCCACAUGUUCACCUUGUAAGUUCACCAUGGAAUUUAGCUCUGCAUUAAAUUACAACAUUUUCCCAUAACCCAAAAUGGGUUUGGGAAAUUUUUGGGGACCUGUGGGAUUGCUGUACCUCAGUUUGAAAUAGGACACUUUUUAAUUAAUUCCACUUCCGAGUUUUAGCCCAGUUCAUAUGGGACAAAACACUAACCCUUUGAGGUCAGAUAACAAAUAGCUGCACCACUAAAAUCUGUGGGCCUUUCUCUUCUGAAAAUGUAACUCUGUAACUGGGAGUCUUCUUAGAGAGGUGGAAGAAUAAUAUUUAAUAAAGCAAGUUAAAAUGUA
This is a messenger RNA of Malaclemys terrapin pileata, 2678 nucleotides long. It is a transcript of the gene BPNT2, whose product is annotated as 3'(2'), 5'-bisphosphate nucleotidase 2. Gene Ontology annotation, molecular function: 3'-nucleotidase activity. Gene Ontology annotation, biological process: phosphatidylinositol phosphate biosynthetic process; skeletal system development. NCBI's taxonomy places the organism in Eukaryota, Metazoa, Chordata, Testudines, Emydidae. Gene Ontology annotation, cellular component: endomembrane system. Bases 217 to 1305 code for a protein of 362 amino acids. The record is from RefSeq and is a predicted model, not a curated record. The transcript is spliced from 5 exons.